AUGGCCAUGAAUACACUAACUCAAACAAAAGCGGAAUCGAAUCGUCGACAAGAGCAAGCGAACGUGAUACAAGAGAAUUAUUAUAAAGAAAGAAAUGGAGCGAUUAAAGAAUUAGAAAAAGUUCAAAAGGAACAUGAACCACUGAAUGAGCGUUAUGUUGCUUCGUUGGUGACAAUCAAUAGUGUCAAAAAACAUAUAGAAAGUUUAGAAAAGUUGAUGCAACUGAAGCUAGAUGAUCAACACAAAAAAUUAAUAGUAAAAUAUGAACGCGGUCUUUUACUAUACGGUCCACCGGAAACUGGUAAAUCUGAACUGGUUAAACGAGUUGCAGUUUACGCCGGUAUAACAAUGAUUACACAACCGUUAACUGCCGGCGAACUUAAUCGACCAUAUGUUGGUGAAACUGAAAAACUUCUUGUUGAUAUUAUGUAUCGUGCACAUGCCGUUCCAUUUUUAAUUUGUGCUAUGACAAUACAUGAAAUUGAUGGUCUUGUAACAAAACGUGAUAAUAAUGCACAACAAGGAAAAAUUAAUGGUAUUACUGUACAGGCCACUAAAUAA
Messenger RNA from Didymodactylos carnosus, 561 nucleotides. The record is from the annotation of a GenBank genome assembly. NCBI's taxonomy places the organism in Eukaryota, Metazoa, Rotifera, Eurotatoria, Philodinida, Philodinidae.